UGGGAGGUGGUGAAGAAAUGGCGGUUUCUGCCGUCGCCGAAGAGCCCGAAGCUCCACUGCUCGGCGGCACCGUCGUCGAUGGCGUCGUAGACUACAAAGGUCGUUCGACCAGCAGAUCAAAAUCCGGCGGAUGGAGAUCCGCAUCUUUCAUCAUAGGUGUGGAAGUCACCGAGAGGUUUGCGUUCUAUGGCAUAUCGGCCAAUCUUAUAACCUAUCUGACCGGUCCGCUCGGCCAAUCAACGGCCUCGGCGGCCGAGAAUUUGAAUGCAUGGGCGGGGACGGCGGCGCUUCUGCCGCUUUUGGGAGCUUUUGUUGCCGAUUCAUUUCUGGGACGAUUUCGCACCAUUGUCAUCGCUUCUUUGCUCUACAUCUUGGGACUUGGCUUGUUGACAGUAUCUGCUUUGCUCUAUUCUCCGAGUUCUUCUGAAAGCCAAAAUACAGUAAAAGGAUCGCGAAUUUCUCCUCCCAAGGUCCAAGUCAUCUUAUUCUUCUUUGCACUAUAUCUCGUGGCAAUUGCGCAAGGGGGGCACAAGCCUUGUGUCCAGGCUUUUGGAGCUGAUCAGUUCGAUUCACAAGAUCCUAAAGAGUGCAAAGCCAAAAGCUCAUUCUUCAACUGGUGGUAUUUUGGUUUGUGUGUUGGUGCUCUCACAGCUAUCUUGAUCUUGAGCUACAUUCAAGAAAAUCUUAAUUGGGGUCUUGGGUUUGGAAUCCCAUGUAUUGUCAUGGCUUUUGCACUAGUCAUUUUCUUGCUUGGAAGUAUGACUUAUAGGUUUAGCAUUAAAAGGGAUGAGAAAAAUCCCAUUAUGAGAAUUGCUCAAGUAUUUGUAAAUGCAGCUAGAAAUUGGUGUACUACCCCUUCUGCAAUAGCUAUUGAACAGGAAGCGCGAGGAAGCCAAACUCAUCAUGGUUCUCAACAAUUCAAGUUUCUUAACAAAGCCUUGCUUGCACCGGAUGGUUCCGAGGAAGAUGGAAGGGUGUCUAGCACCAGUCAGGUUGAAGAAGCAAAGGCAGUUCUAAGACUGGUUCCCAUAUGGGUUACAAGUUUGGUUUAUGGUAUUGUAUUUGCCCAGUCCUCAACACUCUUUACCAAGCAAGGGGUUACCAUGGACAGAUCAAUUGGACCGAACUUCAAAAUACCAGCUGCUUCACUUCAAUCCUUUAUCGGCUUUUCAAUUGCGGUCUUCAUUCCCAUCUAUGAUCGAAUUUUUGUUCCCAUCGCAAGAGCCAUCACUGGAAAAUCCUCAGGCAUAACAAUGCUCCAAAGAGUGGGAACUGGAAUGUUUAUAUCUGCAAUCUCCAUAGUAAUUGCAGCUCUGGUUGAAAGGAAAAGACUUGAAGCCGCUGAAGAAUAUGGGCUGGUUGAUAAGCCAGAGGAAACUGUCCCGAUCAGCGUCUGGUGGUUGGCACCCCAAUAUCUGUUGUUUGGAAUUGCCGACGUGUUCACCAUUGUUGGUCUGCAAGAAUUUUUCUAUGAUCAGGUGCCAAACGAUUUGAGGAGUGUCGGUCUUGCUCUCUACCUCAGCGUCAUGGGCAUAGGGAGCUUCCUGAGCAGCUUUCUAAUCUCUGUCAUCCAGAGAGCUACCAGUAGAUAUGGUGAAGAUGGUUGGUUUUCGGAUAACUUGAAUCGAGCACAUCUCGAUUACUUCUAUUGGCUUCUCGCUGGAUUGAGUGCAGUGGAAUUUGUUGCCUACUUGUACUUUGCAAAAUCUUACAUAUACAAUCGAGGGAGUAAUGUUUGAAGUUGCUAAAGACCACAAUCAUCCUACUAUAUUGACAGCUAUGAGGUACAUGAUCUGGAAUUGUUCUGAGAAAGGUUUUAGAUCAACUUAAUGUAAAGUAACUACGAAUUUAAAACUUCCACUGCAUUUAUAUCUAAUUUAUGGAAAAUGUUAUUUCUUAA
Molecule: messenger RNA, 1900 nt
Organism: Cornus florida
Lineage: Eukaryota; Viridiplantae; Streptophyta; Magnoliopsida; Cornales; Cornaceae
Product: protein NRT1/ PTR FAMILY 5.10-like
Exons: 4
Coding region: 18-1739 (573 amino acids)
Biological process (GO): dipeptide transport; transmembrane transport
Cellular component (GO): membrane
Molecular function (GO): tripeptide transmembrane transporter activity; dipeptide transmembrane transporter activity
Source: RefSeq, a predicted model, not a curated record